AUGCUUCUCUUCUCCGUUGCGCAAAUAGGUUAUGACCAAGAGACUAUAGAGGGUAUGUUCCCUACGCCGCCGGAAUGGUCGUGGAAGAGCAGAUGGUGUUUGCGGACUGCAUUGGCCCUGCAAGCUCCAGAGAAAUUUAAUCGAAUAACUACCGACUGGGCAGCCGUGGGCAGCUACUACAAUGAGCUAUUACGGCGACUGGAAAAUCCUGAACUUGACGGCAAGGGAUUGAGAGAGCAGAUUGUCAAUGAAGGAGAGGGAGAAGCCAUCUUAAUUGAUGGCAUGGGCAGAGGAGGAUUUGAUAUUGAAGGAAUGAGCGAGCCUUGGAAGAAAGGCUACUUUCAAACGUUGAUGGGUGCCGGCGAGACGGCUGAGAAACUUGAUGGAUGGCUAGAGGACUCUGUGACGCAUAGAGCCUCUCCUCCAGAAUACGUUAUUGGCCCGUCGAAUCCGAGACCGAAGCAAGCGCCCAAGGGUUCAGUUGUUCCGCUCGAGGAGAAUUGUGUGCCUGCAUACCGGAGCCCAGCCGUCUUUUAUAUGAAAAUAUUAACAACCAAGGGGUUCCAAACCAAUCAAAAGCUUGAUGCUGCUCUGGCAUAUGCCGACUGGCUUGAUUACAAAGGCCUGAAAGAAACGGCUGGAGAAGUUUACCGUUGGGCUAUGGAUAUCGCAGCCGAAGGUCUGGAUGUCGACCCUAAGAAGGUUGUUGAUCUAAAGACUGGCGUGGUAAAGAAUGGUGGAAAUAAACACAUUACAGAAAAUUUGCUUCGAACAUCCAAGGCAAUGGGCGUUCAUCACGUACGCACUGGUGAUUUAUCAAUGGCUCUGGCAGUUUUCCUCUCUGUGCUAAAAUCUCGACGGAGCGCUCCUGAAUCGGAUGACUCUCUUCAAAUUAAUGGUAGCCCCAGCGGGAAGAGCCGCUCAAAUACCCCAGACCCGAAAGCCAAUGACACUAUGUCCACAAUCUCAUCAAUCUUCUCACCACCCCCAUAUCCAGUUCCAGUCCGUACAGGGAACGAGCCCAUCACCCGUUCCCAAUCUACCGCCUGUGAAGAGGCAGGUUUAAUGGUAUACAUCGGCGAGAUUAUUUUCUCCUCGUCUUCUCAGGAAACUGGCCUAUCAUGGACCCGUGACGCCGUUGACCACGCUGAAAUAUCUCUUCUUCAACUUGAUGGAUCGCAGGAACAAAAGCGCCUUUCGGCUUCUCCAAGCUACGGAGUGGAAUAUCAAUCUACCGAGGAACAAUGCCAACACUGCCUUAGAUCGGGCCUGAAGAACUGGCAGCAGAUGAUUCGUACACUAGUUGUUAAGGCUGAGAACGAGGAGCUAGAUACUAUGGACCAUGUUGCUGAUUACUGGUUUGGUCGCGGGCCUAGGAAAGUGGCAGAGAAACAAACCCUGCGCCGUCGAUGGGAGGCAGAGGAGAUGAUUUUGAGCGAUCGUGCGAAGCGGAUUCAGAACCUCUUAGGAGAUGAUGAGAUUUCUUCUCUAACCUCGGGGGGUUCCUUGUUAUUUGGCUGA
Arthroderma uncinatum is the source of this 1521-nucleotide messenger RNA. RefSeq lists its product as uncharacterized. NCBI's taxonomy places the organism in Eukaryota, Fungi, Ascomycota, Eurotiomycetes, Onygenales, Arthrodermataceae. The transcript has a single exon. The record is from RefSeq and is a predicted model, not a curated record. Bases 1 to 1521 code for a protein of 506 amino acids.